GUAGUGAAUGGUAUUUAUUAUGUACUUGGAGAUAUGUCACUGAGUUCUUUUUUUAUUAUUGUAGUUUGAACUGAAUUAAAAAGUAAAGAAGAAGAAAUAAGUAAAGUGUUGCUCUGUGACCCUGUACCCUGCGGACACCACUUGCAUCUCAAAACACAGCAGACCACCGGCAACUGGUUGGUCAUAAGAGACUCCUGAUCAUUGAUGGAAGAAGGGGGUACAGUACAGUACAGUACAGAACAGAGUAUUUAUACUUAUUCUGCAUGAUUCUUACUUAGUGGUAAUAGUGACUUUAGAGAUACGAACAAAUCGAGAUACGAGCGGACCUCCGAGGCAGUCUGUGCGCAUAGGUUGAGGACCCAGAGAUGACGGCGACGACGACGAAGAAGAUGAUCUAAGUGAUUAAUAUUAAUAAAAUUCCAUCUCCGUAUUUUACACGCAACCCCGCUGUCACGACCUGGCUCCGGCGCGCAUGCGCAGUCCGCUCCGCAGCCGGGGGCUCUUUUGUUUAGGCGCAUCUACUUCAGCCGAGUCCUCGUCUGCGAAGUCGGACGGUUUGAAAGAGUCGGCGGAUAUCGAGCUCACUUUGAGGGCGAAUAAACGCAGAAAUCGCCCUGUGGAACGGAGUAUAGCCGCGCCUCAUCUCAGAUCUUUUAAGUCAUGUUUUAGUGUGAUAGGGAGUGGAGACCCCGGCCGGGACCAGUCUUCCUUUGGACCUUUUGCCUCAGUCAGUGCCUGUGUGUACAAACAGAAACAGGACGGAUCAUCUCGCGCCUCUUAAGGUCGUCCUCCUCCUCCUCCGAAUCCGCGCUCGUCUUUUCCCCCCCACUUUUGCUUUUUAUCUUUCUUUGUUGCUCUCGCCAUGCCUCGUCGGGGCUCCUUGUGAGGCCAUGUUGGAGCGACGGGACUGACAGCGGGAGCCUCUGCUGCCCCCACUCCCCCCCCCCCCGGGCUAACAUGAGCAGCGCCGGCGGUGUCUGCAGCGACAGGCAGCCCGUGGGACGCGCGGGCGCGGGGCCCCUCUCGACGUGCCGCCCGCUGAGUGACGGGCGCGAGCGCAGCGCCGCGGGGACGCGCGCCGGGGGAGCCGCGUCCUGACUCCGCCGUCCGUGACUCCUCCUCGCUCCCGGGAGUCCCGCGGCCAUGGAGACCGUGGGCAAGUUCGAGUUCAGCCGGAAGGACCUGAUCGGGCACGGCGCCUUCGCGGUGGUCUUCAAGGGGAGACACAGAGAGAAACACGACUGGGAAGUGGCCGUGAAAUGCAUCAACAAGAAGAACUUGGCCAAGUCCCAGACGCUGCUGGGCAAGGAGAUCAAGAUCCUGAAGGAGCUGAAACAUGAAAACAUCGUUGGGUUGCUCGACUUCCAGGAGAUGGCGAGCUGUGUGUACCUGGUCAUGGAGUACUGCAAUGGCGGAGACCUGGCCGACUAUCUCCACUCCAAGGGCACCCUGAGCGAGGACACCAUACGGCUCUUCCUGCAGCAGAUUGCAGGUGCCAUGAGGGUCCUGCAGGCCAAGGGCAUCAUCCACCGGGAUCUGAAGCCCCAGAACAUACUGCUGUCCUACUCGGGGGGCCGCAAGUCCAACCCCAACAACACCCGCAUCAAGAUCGCGGACUUUGGCUUUGCACGCUACCUUCAGAACAACAUGAUGGCGGCGACACUCUGCGGCUCUCCUAUGUACAUGGCCCCCGAGGUGAUCAUGUCCCAGAACUACGAUGCUAAAGCUGACCUGUGGAGCAUAGGAACCAUCGUGUACCAGUGUCUGAUGGGCAAAGCCCCUUUCCAGGCCAGCAGCCCUCAGGACCUCCGGCUCUUCUAUGAGAAGAACAAGAACCUCAGUCCCAACAUCCCCCGGGAGACGUCUGCCCCUCUCAGACACCUGCUCCAGGGCCUGCUGCAGCGCAACCACAAGGACCGCAUGGACUUCGAGGAGUUCUUCAGGCAUCCCUUCCUGGAGGCCGGUUCAUCCAUGAAGAAGUCUGUCCCCAUGCCAAUGCCCUCGUACCCCAGCUCUGCAUCGGCCAGCUCCUGCAGCAGCUCCUCCACCUCUCACUUGGCCUCCCCUCCGCAGUCCGUGGCUGAGAUGCAGCAGCUCCGGCACAAGACACUCGCCUCCCCUACCCAGGAUGCACCUGGCUUCCUGUUGAAGGACUCUGAAGGCAACAGCAGCAGCAAAAACUCCUCCUGCGACAUUGACGACUUUGUGAUGGUUCCCGCCCAGCUGCCCAGUGAGGUCACUAGCGAUGGCCCGGCAGGGAAAGCCAUACAAGACAGCCUGAUGUACAGCGGGAGCUCAUUGCUGAUCUCUGCUGGUGCACCAGUGACACUCGCCAAGGGGUCAUCCCCCUCGCCCUCCUUCAGCAGCUCUCCAGGCCCCCCAGGGAGUCGGCUGGCAGAGUUCCCCAGCAGCUACGACCAGUCGGUGCCCGUCCCUGUGCCCACGCAGGUGCACAACUACCAUCGCAUGGAGCAGAACCUUCUGGAGCCCGGCGCACACGGCUCACCCCGGGCUGCGUCCCUCACCCACCGCCGGUGCUGCAGCGGCUCCCUGGCCUUCGGGAGGACCGGAACCUCACCCCCUUUCCCGGGAGACCCGGGACCCGUGGCGGGCGCUCGACGCCUGUCCCUGGGCGGGUCCAGACCCUACCAGCCGUCCCUUCAAGUGGGCACCAUCCCGGAGAUGCCAGGGCAGCUGUGUCACAUAGGGGUGGACCUGGGGCGGCCCAUGCAGGGCACUGCUCUGCCCGGCCAGGAGCUCUACCCGUCGCAGCAGGGGCUCGGCUCCCGGCUCCACAGCGCCCCCUGCCUGCUCGAGGCCACCCACGGCUGCCGGCAGAAGAUUCGCAAGCAAAAUUCGGACCCACUGGUACAGCGGUGCUGUGGCCAGGCGCAGUACUCCUCUCCAAAACUGAGCGAGCUUAUUCAGCGCAGCCCCCUGCCCACAAUUUUGGGCUCCCCAACCAAGACCAUGCCUCCCUUUGAGUUCCCUAAGCCCCCCAGUUCUCAGAACCUGGUCACCUUGCUGACCCAGCAGUGCCUGGUCCUCACACCAACCCGUAACCGGACCGUCCCGGACCUGAAGGAUCUGGGUCCAGGUGCUGCGGCCUGCGGGGCAGAGGGUAGUCAGGGCGCAUUCGGCAGGUCCCUGAGCGCCGGGCGACUCUCGGACAUCCUGCUGAAAGCCGCCUUUGGCACGCAGCUGCUGGAUGGAGGGAGCAACGAGAACUUGACGGGAGACAAGCUCAUGGACACAGCUGCUCCCCUUAGUGGUGCUUUGGCUGCUGGCUCAGGAAGUCCCGCACCGGUGGUCUUCACAGUGGGAUCUCCACCCAGCGGGUGCACCCCGCCGCAGACCCAGCGCACCAGGAUGUUCUCAGUGGGUUCCUCCAGCUCUAUCAGCUCUGCCGGAUCCUUCUCUGGCCGUCAGACCCUGGCAGGUGUCUACAUGGAUGGCUGCGAGGGCCCCCCCAGCCCCCGAUUCGGCUUCACCGACGCAGUGACAGCCAACCUGGAGGGCGCCGUAACCUUCGAGGCCCCGGAGCUGCCGGAGGAGACACUGAUGGAGCAGGAGCACACAGAGACCCUGCACAGCCUGCGCUUCACACUGGCCUUCGUCCUCUGUGUCAUGGAGAUGGCCGGUGCCAAGGGUAGCGGCCUGGAGGUGAGCGUGACCCCAGACGCCGCCACCGCCCCCGACACCUCCUUCCUGCAGCCCCAGCAGAGCCUCGUGGCCGACCAGAUCAGCCAGCUGAGCCGCGAGUGGAGCUACGCAGAGCAGCUCGUUCUCUACAUGAAGAUGGCGGAGCUGCUGUCAUCGGCGCUCCAGAACGCCAUGGAUGCCAUCAGGCAGGGAAAACUGUUCCCAUCCUCCACCGUCAAGCAAGUGGUGAAAAAGCUGAACGAGCUGUACAAAUCCAGCGUGUCGUUCUGCCGUGGCCUCAGUGUGCGUCUGCAGCGCUUCUUCGUGCACAAACAGCGCCUCAUGGACCGCAUAAACAGCAUCACGGCUGAGAAGCUCAUCUACAGCCACACCGUGCAGAUGGUGCAGUCUGCAGCUCUGGAUGAAAUGUUCCACCAUGGGGCGUCUUCUGUCCAGCGCUACCAUAAGGCCUUGCUGUUGAUGGAGGGAUUGUCCCACAUGGUGGCCGACCAGGAUGACAUCCAUAACCUCAGCAAGUGUAAACUGUGUAUUGAGCGGCGGCUCUCAGCCCUGAAGUCGGGGCUGUGCGCGUGAGGAGCGAGGACCACCGCUGCAGCCCAGUCCUACUGCUGCCCGUCCCCCAGCCCUGCCCCGUAACACUCAUGUAACCCCAGCUUCUUUUGAGUGUCUCUACCCCUUUACCCCACUGCUGUGGCUCAAAUGACUCCGCCCCUCCGAAGAGCUUUCCUGUCCUGACACGGGUUUGGACCAAGCUUUCAGGGACACAGGGCGGUGUAACUGUGUCCCCCGCCGAUGGGAACUGGUUUGUCGUGAGUGGAAAACCAAACAGCCGGUGCUCCAAGAGGGAAAACCCAAAUCGGUUUGUGUGGAGCCAUCUUGGAGACUAGAAGGGACCUGCGUAUCACAAGGGGGUUGAUGGAAGGUCAGUGUGACUCGUUGACAUGGAACUGGCCCCAUUUUAGAGUGGAAACUGUCCUUGCUGGGCUAUAGUGGGUCCCCUGGUGUUCCCAGGAUACAUUUUGCUUUUUUCUAUUUAUUUUUGUACCCUUUUCUUUAAUCUGACUGAAGUCGAGAUGUGCUUCUUCAGACUGAGAAGGUGACCAGGACUAGCUCUCGCACUAGAUCACGGAGAACGUCUACAGUGACACUGGCAUCAAGGUUUCGAAGAGCCAAUAGUGUUGAAUACAGACCAUCUGGGAGGCGGGGUUAAGAAGGGGUGGAGUCAAAGAAUCGUGUUUGUAGACCAAAGUAUUGUUUCAGCGUCUUGGCUGAGAGCACCACACGACAAUGUGCGUUUCUCCAUGCGUCGUCUUCACUUCGUUUCUUUGCACUCAGCCGGUCACGGCAGUUCAUGGUCUCGCCGAGGACGCAGCAGCGAGAGGGUUCGGCAACUCGUUCGGAAAUUCUCCAUCUGCUCCCCCUUUCACCUGCACGGAAAACAGCCAAUCGGAACACGCGAACGUGAGAAGAUUUGCACGCAUCCAAUGAGCUCUUCUCCGCACGCUCUCGUCCCGUUACAACAGGCCGUCUUUGGCCGCCAUGACAACAAGGGACGUUACGACACCUUUCAGCUCAUUAGCGACGAUCACGAUUUUUGCAGUAAGUGGCCUGAAUGUAGCAGAUGGCCGAGGUGUGGAAUUUCCAUCUCGUGACGUCAAAGCUGCAAACAGAACGAAAGAGGCCUUUAUUUUUUUUUUCUUUGUUUUCCUUACUCCAGAUGCGGGACAUUGGAACGGAGGAGCACUUUAAUCCUUUUUGAACUUGCGGAAACAUCAAAUUUUACUUUCCUGCAUUUCGGUUUUUAUGUAUCUUUUAAUUAGCUGAGUGAAAGGCAUUUACUUCAGAAUGGGAAAAUUAGGAGGAGCGGGUUGGAAGUAGAAAGGGUCAGGUCAGGGUGAUGACCCAAACUGAUAUUUGCUCUGUCCACACCCACCUGGAGCCAAGGGACGCAAGGAAGCGGCCUGAGGACAAUCCUAUGCAGCCUACAAUCAUCUGAAAUAUAUAAUUCCAUUGUUGUUAUUGUUUAACUUAUGAGAUUCUCAAGCUGUCCAGAGAUGCUGCCUUUGCUCGAUAUGAAGGAGGGAGCUGCGAGCACUGCAGAUGGGAGGUUGUACUGAAAGGUGGAGGCUGCGGGGGUGUUGUGGCUGUGUGGGCAAGGAAUGGCGUUGGCUCCGCUAACUCAGGAAGUGUCUACGGAGGCUCAACUCCACCGUCGUCUGCUGGAAUGGCCCAUAUCCUUCCACUGCCCUUUCCCACCCUCCCUGACUAUGUGAGCUCUCCUUCCACUUGAACACUAUGUAGAAAUGAGCGGGUCUUGCUCCUGUGCCCCUGACCGCGGCGUCGCCUGGACUGCGCCCACAGGACAGCGGGGCUCUGGGACUGCCCGAGCCACCAGGGAUGCUGGGUGGCAGCGUGCGUGCUUCGUUUCAGAUGCUGCACGGCUGCUGGUGAACGGACUAACGAACCUAUAAUGUACUGUAUGUGGAUGGAUCGAAGACACAGGUAUGCUGAGAUGUGGGCAUGUUCUAUGUGCCAUUUUCAUUUUUUCCCGUAUACUCAUUCUACACAUUUCCUUUUCUUUCACUUGUUUUCUCGGGGUGUGUUUUACUUGUGUUUUGGCUGGAUGAUGAUUGACCUGUAAGUUAUGGUUUGCAUUGAUGUGUUUUGUAUGUACCUGGACAGAUGUGUAUAAGCUAUAAGAAAAAAAGAAACUUAAAAAAAAGGCACCUUUUGAAAGUCAUUAAAUUUCUACACAGUUUAAGAAGUUAGGUUGAUAGUGUGUUUGUACUUACGUGUGUUAUUUUAGUUUUUAUUUCUGCCCACGCUGAGUUGAAGUAGCCAACCUCAGAUGGGUGUUUUUGUGCAGUUUCUGUAUGAGUGGAUAACAUAAAAAUGAGUGGUUUUUACUGUGAGCCAAACUUGUACCUGGGGUAACGUUAGUGUGUCUUCACAUGAGGGCGGCACGCUGACGCAGCGAGGCGAACCUGGAUACAAGUGUCGCAGGUGGACAGAAGCCAAACUGGUGGGUGGGCAGACACCGUUUUGCACAGGGAGGUUUGCGUGCAGUUGAGCGAGGGCGGCGACAGCGGGACAAAUCCACUUGGAGAAGCUGCUGCUCUUCAUCUCGUUGGCCCGGGCGCCAGUAGGAGGCGCCAGCUUUGUGCUCCCCGCCCCGUUAGCCUGAGCCUUCCUGCGGCUGUGUGUAAAUGAAUGUAUACAAUGUGCAUCCACAUACUCUUCCAUAAAGAAUUUCACCAAAAGCAAUGUAUAUACUUUCAUAAUACUUGAACACUUUGCUGACAGGCUUCUGAAUAUAAACCAUUUAUUUUGUGGUCGUUCAGUGUCACUUUUUACCGUAAUUUUGCAGAAUUACAGCAUCUGUAAAUGGGUAUUUAUUGGAUUAUGGAUAACGUAUUUAGGACCGCUUCAGGCAUUUUUCCGUCACCCCCAAGAAAUCCAUUUCCGUAUAUAUUCUGCAACGAUUUCUUUGUUGUUGAUCUCUUGUAACAUAUUACUGAUAAAACUAUAAGAAAUUAAAAAAAAAAAAAAAUCUGUUGUAAGAUUGGUUUGAAUGUGCAACACAAAUAAAGAGUUUUAAAUGCC
Scleropages formosus (Asian bonytongue) is the source of this 7266-nucleotide messenger RNA. Its product is annotated as serine/threonine-protein kinase ULK1-like. Gene Ontology annotation, cellular component: cytosol; phagophore assembly site; cytoplasm. The record is from RefSeq and is a predicted model, not a curated record. Gene Ontology annotation, molecular function: protein serine/threonine kinase activity; ATP binding. Lineage: Eukaryota; Metazoa; Chordata; Actinopteri; Osteoglossiformes; Osteoglossidae. The transcript has 28 exons. Bases 1144 to 4236 code for a protein of 1030 amino acids. Gene Ontology annotation, biological process: positive regulation of autophagy; reticulophagy; axon extension.